GCGGGGCAUCGCCGCGCCGAGUAAAGGUGGGCAUCUUGCAUUGAAGGUGUUCAGGCAGUCGGCAACUACCCUUGCAGACGUGUCUGGGGAAUGAGUUUUCUUGCAUGGUUUCAUUUCUCUCGGGUCUUCCUUUCCGAGUUCAUAGACUGGUGGGAUGGUGGGCAUGCACAUCUUUUCCACCUUUUCUCUUUCCCUUUCAUCGCGCUCCGGGCUUCGAGCAUUAUUAUCCUCUCGGGAUUCUUUCGACUGCUCAAGAGGCGUUUCGAGGUGGAUUUUAGCAUGCGAUGCUCAUCGGUGAUGGGUCGGGCGGGUAGAAGCAAAAUGGAGUCGGUAAUUCCAAGUUCCCGUUCCUGCUUGGUGCUGAGUUACUUGACACGUGAUGCAGGGUUCUGGACGUCUAUAUAAUGCCACCUUUUCCUCGUCUGCUCUUGGACUCCACACACUUCUUGGAUCUCUACUAAAGACGCAACAAUUGGCAAUUCAUGGCUCUAAAAAUUUCCUGCAAGGAAAUAAUGCGCGGCGGGGACGAGGACUCUAAAAUACAUGCACCCUCUCGAAGAAUGGUCCGCUGGGGAAACCUGCCUCAGCGCCGAAUGUGUGCGACUUUGUAUUACGGGGCUUC
Molecule: messenger RNA, 622 nt
Organism: Trematosphaeria pertusa
Lineage: Eukaryota; Fungi; Ascomycota; Dothideomycetes; Pleosporales; Trematosphaeriaceae
Exons: 1
Coding region: 91-405 (104 amino acids)
Source: RefSeq, a predicted model, not a curated record